Molecule: messenger RNA, 1438 nt
Organism: Cuscuta epithymum
Lineage: Eukaryota; Viridiplantae; Streptophyta; Magnoliopsida; Solanales; Convolvulaceae
Source: the annotation of a GenBank genome assembly
AAUUAGGUUAAGCCACACAUUUUAAGGUACCAAAACUCUCUGUAAUUGUGAAGAGGCGAAGGCUUCCUGCAAAACCAGAUAAAUUAGGGACAGAUUUGUUGCGGCUUCGGGAAGGAGUAUGAAGCCGGCGGAGAUGAGUAGCGGCAUCCCCUUCCUUUCAAUAGACAUCAUAUCGAACGUUCUCCAGCAGCUUCCGGUGAAAUCCCUAUUGCGAUUCCAAACUGUGUGCAAACUUUGGAAGAAUAUCAUCAAGAGCCCGUCUUUCAUCGCCAGCCAUCUCGAGCACUCCAUCCGAGAAAACCCCUCUCUUAUUAUCGUACGGCACUUCUACCGCAAUAACUCCUUUCAUCUAUAUUGUCUGGACCGGGACAUGAAACUCAGCCGUGUUCCGAAGGAUCCUUUGAUCGAUUCCUUCAAGUCCGUCCGGAUAUUCCGCUCCUGUAAUGGCGUGCUCUGUGUUCAAGUCGAUCUUCUUCCUGGUACUUUACCGUCUCUUUACUUGUGGAAUCCUGCAACUAGAGAGGUUAUGCAGGUGCCUAGAAUCAGAACAAUCAUGAAUUCAUGUUGGAUAUGUAGUUUGGGAUUUGCAGCCAGUCCAACCGUUAACGAUUUGAAAAUUGUCUUAGUCAUAAGCAUUUCGACGCGGGGUGAUGUGUCUAAUGUAGUUGAAGUUUAUUCACUCAGCACAAAUUCAUGGAAGAAAAUACACAUGGCUAGCUUGAAGGACAUGGACUUUCGCCCUCAUUGUAUUACUUCUAAUGGGUCUAUCUUUUGGUUUGCAACAAUGGGAGGUUUGACAUCUCAUGGCGGAGAUCAUACUAAUGUCAUAGUUUCGUUUGAUUUAGAAAUGGAUGAGUUUCGAUUGGUAACACCGCCUCCUUCAUCCAGGAACAAAAUUGCUAAUCUGACUUUGUAUGAGAACAGACUUGCAGUAUUUCAUUACUCUAACCCUUCAAACAUAGGAAAUACUCCGGAGGAAUUGUGGGUGGUUGAGGAAGGCAUUGGUGGUUCCUGGAGUAAGGUAUUGACUUUUGGCCCUUAUCCCUACUAUGUAUUACCGUUGACCAUUUGGAGGAACAAAAUAUUCUUCAAUGUUUUUCCUGAAUAUUCAGUAGAGGGGAACAAUGAGAUUGGUGAUGCUGGUAGUUUUUUGUUUGAUCUCACUUCUAAUGAAGUCAAGGUCUGUUCUUCGAGAAGAUAUGACAUUUAUAGUGUUCAAAGAUAUGUUGAAAGCCUUGUACUCCUUCGCAACUUCCACAAAGGAAAGCAGUGAUUUUAAAGCGUAGUAAUUAUUGAAUAAUUAUAACGCAUUGUAGAUUUACUGAUUGUAUUGGCUCUUCGUAGACGAUGAUAAAUUAAUUUUUUGUUUGUAGUUGUAUAACAUUUCAAACGCCAUUUAAAGAAACAAAUGCAUUUUUAAAAAAAUUAUUAUUUGUUU